AUGAACUCACUUCAACCUCCAACUUUGAAUUUCCUGAACACCAUGUCGAGCCUCAAAUUAUCAGAGUCCCUUCCCCAAUCUCCAGCUGAAAUUUCAUUGCAUUUUUCGGCAAUCAAAGCAGGUGCUAUGAUUCAAGACCGAACAAUACUAUCCUAUGGGAAUUCAGGUAAGGACGUGUAUCUCGAAUCAUCUCUUACUCCAAAUGGUGUUAAAAGUUGCUUUCCGGCUACACGGGACAUGUUAUCUCCGCUGGUGCCAGAUAUAACUUUUUCCGACUAUGCAUGCGCUAUAUGCUUAGAUAUCAUGGAAGAUGAGAUCCAAGUUCGCGGCCUCCCCUGUGGCCAUGCUUUUCAUGUUACUUGCGUGAACAAAUGGCUUCUCUGGCGGCAAUCAUACUGUCCAGUAUACAAGGCUUCUUACCAGAAAGGUAUAUAUAUGGCAUGA
Penicillium salamii is the source of this 444-nucleotide messenger RNA. NCBI's taxonomy places the organism in Eukaryota, Fungi, Ascomycota, Eurotiomycetes, Eurotiales, Aspergillaceae. The record is from the annotation of a GenBank genome assembly.